Molecule: messenger RNA, 1191 nt
Organism: Mustela lutreola (European mink)
Lineage: Eukaryota; Metazoa; Chordata; Mammalia; Carnivora; Mustelidae
Product: keratin-associated protein 10-4-like
Exons: 2
Coding region: 1-1191 (396 amino acids)
Cellular component (GO): keratin filament
Source: RefSeq, a predicted model, not a curated record
AUGGCCGCAUCCACCCUGUCCGUCUGCUCCAGCGACCGGAGCUACGGCAGCUGCGUCUGCCUGCCCGGCUCCUGGGACACCUGCCCCGACUCCUGGCAGGUGGACGACUGCCCAGAGAGCUGCUGCGAGCCCCCCUGCUGUGCCCCCACCUGCUGUGCCCCCUCCUGCUGUGUGCCCACCUUCUGUGACCCCAGCUGCUGUGCCCCCUCCUGCCUGACCCUCAUCUGCACCCCUGCGAGCUGCGGGUCCAGCCCCUGCCAGUCAGCCUGCACCAGCUGCUGCCAGCCCUCCUGCUGCAGCUCCUCCCCCUGCCAGGAAGACUGCUGUGUGUCUCUCUGCUGCAAGCCCGUCUGCUGCACCCCUGUCUGCUGCAAGCCCGUCUGCUGCACCCCUGUCUGCUGUGAGGCCUCUCCCUGCUCAGGCUCUUCAUGCUGCCAGCAGUCUAGCUGCCAGCCCUCCUGCUGCAGCUCCUCCCCCUGCCAGGAAGACUGCUGCCAGCCUGUCUGCUGCACCCCUGUCUGCUGCAAGCCCAUCUGCUGCACCCCUGUCUGCUGCAAGCCCAUCUGCUGCACCCCUGUCUGCUGCAAGCCCGUCUGCUGCACCCCUGUCUGCUGUGAGGCCUCUCCCUGCUCAGGCUCUUCAUGCUGCCAGCAGUCUAGCUGCCAGCCCUCCUGCUGCAGCUCCUCCCCCUGCCAGGAAGACUGCUGCCAGCCUGUCUGCUGCACCCCUCCCGUCUGCUGCACCCCUGUCUGCUGUGAGGCCUCUCCCUGCUCAGGCUCUUCAUGCUGCCAGCAGUCUAGCUGCCAGCCCUCCUGCUGCAGCUCCUCCCCCUGCCAGGAAGACUGCUGCCAGCCUGUCUGCUGCACCCCUGUCUGCUGCAAGCCCAUCUGCUGCACCCCUGUCUGCUGCAAGCCCGUCUGCUGCACCCCGGUCUGCUCCGGGCCCUCCUCCUGCUGCCAGCCCAGCCCCUGCUCCUCGUCCUGCUGCGGACCGUCCUCCUGCAUGUCCCUGCUCUGUCGCCCCGUGUGCAGGCCCGCCUGCUGUGUGCCCGCCUCCUCCUGCUGUGCCCCUGACUCCUCCUGCCAGCCCAGCUGCUGCCGCCGGGCCUCCUGUGUGUCCCUGCUCUGCCGCCCUGUGGGCUCCCGCCAGGCCUGCUGCGUGCCCGCCUCGGCCCAGAAGUCCUGCUGCUGA